AUGGAAGAAAAUGAGAGUGUGAAAAAUAUUUGGCAACACGUCUACAUAGUUAUCCUUUCUAUACAUACAUCAUUUCCUUGCCUGAAUCAAGGGUUUCGUGUGGAUGCAGAACUUAGAGUUAGACAGAAUCCGACUGAAGACUUUGAAGAAGAAAUCACACUUGGUGGUGUCGAUAACCGCCAAUUCGUGACUCUAUUUUUGAGAGACAUUUUCAUCGGUCGCUAUUAUACAGUUUUCGAUGUUGGCAACUCUCAAAUAGGUUUUGCACAAGCCUGGGACCACAAACUCAAACCUAUCAGCAAACGAGUUCGUGCGUUUAGACUCCUGAUUUUGCAAAUCGGUGAAACACCAUUUCAUAAAAACAACUGA
Thelazia callipaeda (thelaziosis nematode) is the source of this 369-nucleotide messenger RNA. NCBI's taxonomy places the organism in Eukaryota, Metazoa, Nematoda, Chromadorea, Rhabditida, Thelaziidae. The record is from the annotation of a GenBank genome assembly.